Molecule: messenger RNA, 7239 nt
Organism: Notolabrus celidotus (New Zealand spotty)
Lineage: Eukaryota; Metazoa; Chordata; Actinopteri; Labriformes; Labridae
Gene: chd3
Product: chromodomain helicase DNA binding protein 3
Biological process (GO): negative regulation of transcription by RNA polymerase II; chromatin remodeling
Cellular component (GO): nucleus; NuRD complex; chromatin
Molecular function (GO): ATP-dependent chromatin remodeler activity; chromatin binding; ATP binding
Source: RefSeq, a predicted model, not a curated record
UACGUUUUUAAGGAGGGAGGGGGCGCGCAGAGGGAGAAAGAGAGACGGAGAGAGAUAGAGAAAGGAGGAGGGGGGUGCGUUCUGAAAUAAUAUAGUCAGCCAUUUUUUAUGUAAGGGGAUUUUUUCUUAUUGGGGGGGUUGUUAAAAAAUAAAUAUAAGAGGGCGGCCAUCUUUGUUGCUCUGCCUAGUGUAAAAUAUUUCAAAACGCCCCCCACUUUUUUCUGUGCCGAUUUGAAUAUUAAAUAAAUAUCACACAUUCGAGCAAGAAUACGCUUUUUUGCAUACAAGGACGGGAACCCAAUGACAGGAAUAUAAUGUCCUCUCCUCUCCGGUCCUGUGAGGAAGACGAGGGCAUGGUGGUUAAUUCCGAGGGAGGAGAUUUUGAUGAAGAAGACGACGACGGAGACCUAGACGAGAACGCAAGCGACAUAAACUCGCCGGCGGCGCCUCGGGAAACUGCAACACCAGCCGCGCCAGAGGAAGAGCCGGAGUUAUCAGACAGAGAGGUCCCGGUUCGGAAGAAAGGGCGACCGAAGAAGAAGAAGGACACAAAGAAGAAAGACAAAGAAGGGAAACCAGUCAAAGCAAAGAAACGAAAGAAGAUUGACAGUGAUGUAGAGAGGGACUCAGACAGAGAGAGAGACUUCGGCGAGAACUCAGACAGUGUAGCCAGCGACUAUGGCUCUGGAGAGAAAAAGAAGAAGAAGAAGCAUAAAGAGAGGAAGGAGAAGAAAACCAAGAAGAAGAAAAAAGAUGACGGAGACCGAGACAGCAGUCAGGAGGAAACAACAAAGCAACCGAUCGAACAGAAGACCUCGGCCCAGCUGGCCAAGGAGUGGGGUCUGGAGGAUGUUGAUCAUACCUUCACAGAGGAGGACUACAGGGAACUCACCAACUACAAAGCCUUCAGCCAGUUCAUGAGGCCGAUGAUAGCCAAGAAGAACCCUAAGAUCCCCAUGUCCAAGAUGAUGACCAUCCUGGGAGCCAAGUGGAGGGAGUUCAGCUCCAACAACCCCUUCAAAGGCAACGCUGCUGCCGUCGCCGCUGCAGCUGCAGCAGCUGCUAUCGCUGUCGCUGAGCAGGUCUCCGCAGCGACUGCUUCGCCUGAGCCACCACCACAGCCGCCGCCAAUAAGAAAGGCGAAGACGAAAGAGGGGAAAGGUCCUGGUUAUAAGAAGCGCAGUAAAAGUCCCCGAGUCCCUGACAAGAAAAAGGCUUUGGCUAAGGCUAAAAAGAUGGCCCCCAUUCGUAUCAAACUGUCACCUAUAGGAGCCAAGAGGAAGAAGAGUUGCUCCAGCGAGGAUCUGGAGGAAGACGAAUCAGAGCAGGAGGACUCCAGCGUUCACAGCUCCUCGGUUCGCUCUGACAGCUCGGGACGGGUCAAGAAGAAUAAAAGAGGACGGCCGGCCAAGAAGAAGAAGAAAAAUGCUUCUGUCUCGCUACCUCAAGCCCCAGGUGAGGAGGAAGGCGACGGCUACGAGACGGAUCAUCAGGACUACUGCGAGGUGUGUCAGCAGGGCGGAGAGAUCAUCCUCUGCGACACGUGUCCCCGUGCUUACCACCUCGUCUGCCUCGAGCCCGAGCUGGACAAAGCGCCCGAGGGCAAGUGGAGCUGCCCGCACUGCGAAAAGGAGGGAAUCCAGUGGGAGGCGAAAGACGAGGACUUUGAGGAUUUCGAGGAGGACAGUGAGGACAGAGUGAUAUCAGAGGUCAGCAUGGGGGUUCCCAGCGGCGCAGGAGCAGAGGAGGAGGAUGACGACCACAUGGAGUUCUGCCGGGUGUGUAAAGACGGAGGGGAGCUGCUGUGCUGCGACACCUGCACAUCCUCGUACCACAUCCACUGUCUGAACCCGCCGCUGCCCGAGAUCCCCAACGGAGAGUGGCUGUGUCCGCGAUGCACGUGUCCACAAAUCAAAGGCCGUGUUCAGAAGAUCCUCCAUUGGCGAUGGGGUGAGCCACCACCUCCUAUUCCCGUUCCCCCAGCGCCCGACGCCCCACCUGAUGCUCCUCCACCGCCUCCAAUGAAGGGCAGAGCUGAGAGGGAGUUCUUUGUCAAGCUAGCUGGGCAGUCGUACUGGCACUGCACCUGGAUCACUGAGCUGCAGCUGGAGAUUUUCCACUCAGUGAUGUACAGAAACUACCAGAGGAAGACGGACAUGGACGAGCCGCCCAGCCUGGACUAUGGCUCGGGUAAUGAGGACGAAAACGGGGUGGGGAAGAGUGAGAAGAGGAGGGCCAAGGACCCCGAGUACGCCAUCAUGGAUGACAAGUAUUACAGAUACGGCAUCAAGCCCGAGUGGAUGAUGAUCCACCGCAUCAUCAAUCACAGUGUGGACAAGAAGGGUACAUAUCACUACCUGGUCAAAUGGAGAGACCUGACCUACGACCAGUGCACCUGGGAGAGAGAUGACCUGGAUAUCCCUGACUUUGGGAUUUAUAAGAGCAACUACUGGAGGCACAGAGACACAAUAAUGAAAGAGGACCCGGACAAACCGAGGAAGAUAAGGAGCAAGAGCCAGGAUGGAGAGGAGGAGGAGGAGGAUUCCCUUGCUUCACCAGUCACUGAUCCUACGAUAAAGUACGAGGAGCAGCCGGACUUUGUCACAUCAACAGGUGGGACGCUGCACCUGUACCAGCUGGAGGGUCUGAACUGGCUCCGCUUUUCCUGGGCUCAGGGCACAGACACCAUCCUGGCAGACGAGAUGGGCCUUGGCAAAACCAUCCAGACCAUCGUCUUCCUCUACUCGCUCUUCAAAGAGGGUCACACUAAAGGUCCGUUCCUGGUCAGCGCUCCACUCUCCACCAUCAUCAACUGGGAGAGGGAGUUUGAGAUGUGGGCGCCGGAUUUCUACGUGGUGACUUACACGGGAGACAAGGACAGCCGAGCCAUCAUCAGAGAGAACGAGCUCUCUUUCGACGACACGGCCAUAAAAGGAGGGAAGAAGACCUUCAAGCUGAGGAGAGAGGCUCCAAUCAAAUUCCACGUGCUGCUGACCUCCUACGAGUUGGUGACAAUCGAUCAGACGGCGCUCAAGUCCAUCGACUGGGCCUGCCUGGUGGUGGACGAGGCUCACCGCCUGAAGAACAACCAAUCAAAGUUUUUCAGGCGUCUGAACGACUACAAGAUCGACCACAAGCUGCUGCUGACAGGAACUCCUCUGCAGAACAACCUGGAGGAGCUUUUCCACCUGCUCAACUUCCUCACACCCAACCGCUUCAAUAACCUUGAAGGCUUCCUGGAAGAGUUCGCCGACAUCUCCAAGGAGGACCAGAUCAAAAAGCUGCACGACCUGCUGGGGCCUCACAUGCUGCGGAGGCUGAAGGCCGACGUGUUCAAAAACAUGCCGGCGAAGACCGAGCUGAUUGUCAGGGUGGAGCUGAGCCCUAUGCAGAAGAAAUACUACAAGCUGAUCCUGACAAAGAACUUCGAGGCUCUGAACUCAAAAGGUGGAGGAAACCAGGUCUCCCUGCUCAACAUCAUGAUGGACCUGAAGAAGUGCUGCAACCACCCCUACCUCUUCCCCGUCGCCUCCAUGGAAGCCCAGAAAACCCCCAGCGGUGCUUACGAGGGCUCAGCGCUCACUAAGGCUUCUGGGAAACUGACGCUGAUGCAGAAGAUGCUGAGGAAACUCAAAGAGCAGGGGCACCGAGUGCUGGUCUUCUCACAGAUGACUAAGAUGUUGGACCUACUGGAGGACUUCUUGGACCAUGAAGGUUACAAGUAUGAGAGAAUCGAUGGCAGCGUCACAGGAGCGCUGAGACAGGAGGCCAUCGACCGCUUCAAUGCUCCUGGUGCGUGUCAGUUCUGUUUCCUGCUCUCCACUAGAGCCGGAGGUUUGGGCAUCAACUUGGCCACAGCGGACACCGUCGUCAUCUUCGACUCCGACUGGAACCCUCACAACGACAUCCAGGCGUUCAGUCGAGCCCACAGAAUCGGGCAGGCCAACAAGGUGAUGAUCUACCGCUUCGUGACGCGAGCCAGCGUGGAGGAGAGGAUCACACAGGUGGCCAAGAGGAAGAUGAUGCUGACCCACCUGGUGGUUCGGCCGGGCCUCGGGUCCAAAGCCGGCUCCAUGAGCAAACAGGAGCUGGACGACAUCCUCAAGUUUGGGACGGAGGAGCUCUUUAAGGACCAAGGAGAAGGUAUGAUGAAGAACAAUGCUGGAGAUAAAGCCGAGGACGAGGGCAACGUAAUACACUACGACAACAUGGCCAUCGAGAGGCUGCUGGACCGAAGCCAAAACGAAACAGACGACACGGAUGUUCAGAACAUGAACGAGUACCUCAGCUCCUUUAAAGUGGCUCAGUACAUGGUCCGAGAGGAGGACAAGAUUGAAGAGAUCGAGCGAGAGAUCAUCAAACAAGAGGAGAACGUGGAUCCGGAUUAUUGGGAGAAGCUGUUGCGGCAUCACUACGAGCAGCAGCAGGAGGACCUGGCCAGCAAACUGGGGAAAGGGAAGAGGAACCGCAAACCUGUCAACUAUAACGACGCUGCACAGGAGGACCAAGAGUGGCAUGCUGACAUUUCAGAUAACCAGUCCGAGUAUUCAGUGGGCUCUGAGGAGGAGGACGAGGACUUUGACGAUCGACCGGAGGGUCGAAGGCUCCGUCGCCAGUUGAGGAAUGAGAAGGACAAACCUCUGCCUCCUCUCCUGGCCAGAGUCGGCGGAAAUCUUGAGGUGUUGGGUUUUAACACCCGGCAGAGAAAAGCAUUCCUGAAUGCAGUGAUGCGAUGGGGGAUGCCUUCUCAGGACGCCUUCUCCUCUCAGUGGCUCGUCAGAGACCUCAGAGGAAAGACGGAGAAAGAGUUCAAAGCUUACGUGUCACUCUUCAUGCGUCACUUGUGCGAGCCGGUGGCUGAUGGUGCCGAGACGUUCGCAGAUGGCGUGCCAAGAGAAGGAUUGUGUCGUCAGCCAGUCCUUACUCGCAUCGGCGUGAUGUCUCUUCUCAAGAAAAAGAUUCAGGAGUUUGAGCACAUCAACGGGCGCUGGAGCCUCCCAGAGCUCAAACCUGAGGUCAGCGUGGACAAAACCUCGUCCAGGGCCUCCUCUCCUGCCAUGAAGACUUCCACGCCCACUCCAGACGCCAGCUACAACAACACACCAUGCACCUCCAAGCCAGCAACCCCUGCUCCUUCAGAGAGGCUGGAAAAGAACGGAAAAGAGGGAGAGAAAGAGGAGGAGAAAGAGGAAGGAGAAGCGACAUCUGACAAGGAGAAAGGGAAGGAUGAGGGGAAAGAGAUGGACGGAAACAAGACGGCAGACCCUGAAGAGCUGCUGUCCUCGACAAAAGAGAGGUCACAAACUUCGUCCCCUGGUCAAAAAACGGAAGGCAAAGAGGAGAGCGACCUGAAAGAGGAGGAGAAAAAAGAAACAUCUGACACUCCUGCUGCUGGAACAGAGGAAAGGAAAGAGGAGAGCAAAGAAGAAACAAAAGAAACAACAAAGCAAGACGCAGACGUCAAAGAGGAGAAAUCAGAAGGAGAGAAGUCUGUGGAGGAGAAGGAAAAAGACAAAGAAAAACGGGAAGAGACAGCAGCAGAAGUGGCAGAUGCAAAGGAGAAGAGCGAUGCGGCUGAUGUGAAGAAAGAGGAAGUUAAAGGUGAAAAGGAUGCUGGGAAGGAAGUCAAACCAGCAAAGGAGGAGACGCCCAUUCCCCCUAAAGGGAACGGGAGGGCUCCAAUCGAGCGACCUCGCUUUAUGUUUAACAUCGCAGACGGUGGCUUCACAGAGCUGCAUACACUUUGGCAGAAUGAAGAGCGGGCUGCCAUCUCCUCAGGGAAGAUGAACGAGAUCUGGCACCGCCGACACGACUUCUGGCUGCUGGCAGGAAUCGUGAUUCACGGCUACGCCAGGUGGCAGGACAUCCAGAAUGAUCCUCAGUUUGCUAUUGUAAAUGAGCCUUUCAAAUCGCAGGCGAAUAAAGGCAACUUCCUGGAGAUGAAGAACAAGUUCCUGGCGAGAAGAUUCAAGCUGUUGGAGCAGGCGCUAGUGAUCGAGGAGCAGCUACGGCGGGCGGCCUACCUGAACAUGACCCAGGACCCGAGUCACCCGGCCAUGGCGCUAAAUGCUCGCUUUGCAGAGGUCGAGUGUCUCGCCGAGUCCCAUCAGCACCUCAGCAAAGAGUCACUGGCAGGGAACAAGCCUGCCAACGCUGUGCUGCACAAAGUGUUGAACCAGCUGGAAGAGCUGCUGAGUGACAUGAAGGCAGACGUGACCCGGCUACCAGCCACGCUGUCCCGAGUCCCGCCCAUCGCCGCCCGCUUGCAAAUGUCCGAGAGGAGCAUCCUUAGCCGACUGGCCAGCAAGGGCACCGAGACGCACACACCCCCGCCCAUCCCUCCAGGACCCUACGCAACCCCUCAGAACUACGGCGCCCCCUUCACCCCUGCACCCCCAAGCGCUCUGCACAUGGGAGGAGCAAACUACAGUCAGAUGCCGCCUGGAUCCUUCAUAUCAGAAGCCGCCGUCGCUGCCGGGGCCAUCGGGGGAGCCGCCGGAGGGUUGGCCGCCGCUUGCCAGAAGACCAAGGAGCACGAUGUGGGGCAGCGGCAGCGGGUGGUGGACCUGUGGAAGGACGGCAAAUCGGAGGGUGCCAUCGGGCAGGAGCUGAGGAUGCCCAAGUCGACGGUGCACAGCAUCAUCGUCAAGUACCGGCUCAGCAACACGGUGGAGAACCUGCCGCGCAACGGGCGACCAAAGAAACCCUGAGGAGAGGAAGGGAACCAAGAAAUGUGACAGAAAAAGAGAUAAAAAAGGGAGAGAUGAAUACCUGAGUGUUCAAGCAUGACGUCCAAAAAGGACCCAAGGACAGAGCGCUGUGACUCUGCUGGAAUGUGAGGAAUAAAAAGGGAGAAGUAAAACUAACUUGAUGGAUCGAUGGAGGAUUAAAAGCCAGCAGGAGAGGGCAUAAAAAAAGUGGAAAAAAAGUGGCAUCUAUUAAAAGAAAAACACGGGGAAUGAGGAGGGAGAGGUGCAAAGCUGGCCCUGAGAUCAAGCACUAAUGAUGCGUGGGGGGAAAAAUGAAGCAGAGAGAGACAGAGGGAGAAAAAAAGAAAGAAGGGAGACCUGUCUGGAACAAACAAAUCCUCGUGCAGAGAGAGAAAAGACGCUGCUGAAAAGAAUGUGACGUUAAUGGAAAAGAUGCUCCGCCGAGGAGGAAAAAAAGACGGUAUGUUAAUGCAAUCACAGGUUUGUUUGGAAUUCAGAUACGAGGGCUGAAAAAGAAGAAAACGCAAAA